This is a messenger RNA of Fimicolochytrium jonesii, 1064 nucleotides long. RefSeq lists its product as uncharacterized. Gene Ontology annotation, biological process: protein neddylation; positive regulation of ubiquitin-protein transferase activity. The transcript has 6 exons. Bases 248 to 856 code for a protein of 202 amino acids. Gene Ontology annotation, cellular component: ubiquitin ligase complex. Lineage: Eukaryota; Fungi; Chytridiomycota; Chytridiomycetes; Spizellomycetales; Powellomycetaceae. The record is from RefSeq and is a predicted model, not a curated record. Gene Ontology annotation, molecular function: ubiquitin conjugating enzyme binding; cullin family protein binding; ubiquitin-like protein binding.
AGUCAAGAUUAUUGCUUUGAGCGGUGUCAUCCCAAUUUACGUACCAACGGCACAUGCACACACUGUAACGGAACUGUUGACACGAUGAAACUGUUAUUUAUCGGGUUUUGCCUCUUCCAUCCUGAAAGAGGCUGACCAAACCGCACUCGUCACCACUUCGGCUCUGGACAUCACGGCGCAAUCUCGGACUCCCAUCGACCUAUAACUCAAGCUGAAAGAUAUAUUAGGCACACGAGCUUCCAAACUAAUGUCGUUUUUUGGGAACGGAACGAAUGCAACCGCUGGUGGCAGCAAAGCCGAGCAGCGAGAGAAAGCCAAGCAGUUUAUCUCUUUCACGAACGCCAGUGAAAAAUCCGCACAAAAGUACCUAAGAGAUAAUAUCGCGGUAAAUAGCUACUUUGCGACGGAUGGGGCGAAAAGUGCGCGGCCGGGGUCGAACGUAGAUCCGAGGAGAUUGGCGGCGUUGUUUGAUAAGUAUAAGGAUCCAGAAGAAGACGCAAUCCUGCUCGAGGGGACGGAAGAGUUGUGCGGAGAUCUCAACAUCGACCCAACGGAUGUAGUAACACUCGUCCUGGCAUGGCAUCUACAAUGCCCACAUAUGUGCGAAUUCCGGAGGGCGGGAUGGCUAAGCGGGUGGACGAGUCUAGGGUACGCGAAACAGCAUUUGCGGCCAACCGCUGCUCGUUCCACGUAUGAUGGGAAUGUGACGUCGGAUGUUAUUGCAGAUGCGAUACGAUUGAGUCCAUGCGGGAAAGUGUGGCGACCAUGCGGGCCGAACUGGAAGAUCCGGGUACAUUCAAGGACGUGUAUCAGUUCACAUUUGCCUUCGCGAGAGGGGAGGGACAGAAGAGUUUAGGUGUGUACAGGGGAUGGGUUGCGUCGGAUGUCUGCGUACGUCGAACGUAAGGGCCAGCGAAUGUUGAUUCCUGCGUCCGCGCAACCCUCUCUUGCAGGACUGGAUACGGCGGUAGCAUUCUGGGAACUGUUGUUGCACGACAAUUUUCCACAGCUGCCAUUGUGGAUACAGUUCCUGCGGGUAUGUUGUGGAGGAUUCGCCGACUUUG